CUGAGCAGCUCAAACAGAGAGAGAGAGAGAGGCAAGAGUCGUCGUCACAGAGGUUAGCGAAAAUGAAGACGAUUCUAUCUUCGGAGACGAUGGACAUCCCCGACAGCGUAACCAUCAAGGUUCACGCUAAAGUCAUCGAAGUCGAAGGACCAAGAGGCAAGCUUGUUCGCGAUUUCAAGCAUCUCAACCUCGAUUUCCAGCUGAUUAAGGAUCCAGAGACUGGGAAGAAGAAGCUCAAGAUCGAUUCGUGGUUCGGAUCACGCAAAACCAGUGCUUCCAUUAGAACCGCUCUUAGCCACGUUGAUAACCUCAUCUCCGGUGUCACCAGAGGUUUCAGAUACAAGAUGAGGUUUGUGUAUGCUCAUUUCCCCAUUAACGCUUCCAUUGGUGCUGAUGGCAAGUCUAUUGAGAUCCGUAACUUCCUUGGAGAGAAAAAGGUGAGGAAGGUAGACAUGUUGGAUGGUGUAAGCAUUGUUCGAUCUGAGAAGGUUAAGGAUGAGAUUGUUCUUGAUGGUAAUGAUAUCGAGCUUGUCUCAAGGUCUUGCGCUUUGAUCAACCAGAAAUGUCACGUUAAGAAGAAGGAUAUCAGGAAGUUUCUUGACGGUAUCUAUGUCAGUGAGAAAAGCAAGAUUGUUGAAGAGGAAUAGUUUGAUAUUCGAAUGUUAGUUUUUUUGUUUAUGGACCAAAUCCACCAGUGUUUGCAAAACUCAUUAUCCGUUUUUUCGCUCUUUGUUUGGGAUUCUAUUUACAAGUUUUGGAGACACUCUCAUUUAGUCAAAUCAUCUCGGACUUAUAAUUUAAGGA
Messenger RNA from Capsella rubella, 804 nucleotides. Its product is annotated as 60S ribosomal protein L9-1. Gene Ontology annotation, molecular function: structural constituent of ribosome; rRNA binding. Gene Ontology annotation, cellular component: ribosome; cytosolic large ribosomal subunit. The record is from RefSeq and is a predicted model, not a curated record. The coding region runs from base 63 to 647 and encodes 194 amino acids. Gene Ontology annotation, biological process: cytoplasmic translation. The transcript is spliced from 3 exons. Lineage: Eukaryota; Viridiplantae; Streptophyta; Magnoliopsida; Brassicales; Brassicaceae.